Chironomus riparius is the source of this 470-nucleotide messenger RNA. The record is from the annotation of a GenBank genome assembly. NCBI's taxonomy places the organism in Eukaryota, Metazoa, Arthropoda, Insecta, Diptera, Chironomidae.
UUGAAUAAAGCGACGCUUCAGUGGUUUGUUUUGAAAAUAUUCAGAAAAAAAUUUUACCAAAAUUAAUUAAUUUUAAGCAUAAAUCAUUCCUGUAUUAUGGAUAAUCAAGACAAUGCAGACAAACUUAACGAGAAUCAAAAGAAUUUGCAUAAAGUCAGAUGCCAGUUCUGCAAUAGCUUAAUAAUGUUGAAUAAUGUUGGGACAUUUAUAGAAAGUGAAUUCUCACUACCGCUGAUGCAUCAAAAGCACUCAAAAUCAAUUGAUGAGUUUGAUUCCGAAAAUUUUAAGGAGUAUUGGAUCAUCGAGGAUAUGUUUCAUUUUGAAAACAUAGGCUUUUCAAUUAGCGUUGGAAAUUAUAAAUAUCUUAUAUGUGCUGAUUGUGAAAUGGGACCUUUUGGCUAUCAUGAUUUAUCAACUAAACGAAGUUAUGUAGCAUUAAAACGAGUAAAGCAUGAGCAUUAAAGUUUUUU